CAGCGAGACUGGUCAAAGUUAGACAACAGGAAGAACUUCGGAUCACUGCUGAUGACCUUACUAUGUCAGGAAUUGACCACAAGCCCAAGGAAUGCCUAGGACUCCUAGAAUGUAUGUAUGCCAGUCUCCAGCUUGAGACCCAGCUUGCCCAACAACAGAUGGCUAUUUUUGAAAAUUUACAAGCAUCCAUGACACAACUGGCUCCUGGGAGAGAAAGCCAGAACUCUUCUCUCCCAACCUUAUCUUGCAAUCUGUUGUUAAAUCACCUGCCCCAAUUUAGUAAAUGAAUU
Molecule: messenger RNA, 290 nt
Organism: Eubalaena glacialis (North Atlantic right whale)
Lineage: Eukaryota; Metazoa; Chordata; Mammalia; Artiodactyla; Balaenidae
Product: TSSK6-activating co-chaperone protein-like
Exons: 1
Coding region: 63-287 (74 amino acids)
Cellular component (GO): cytoplasm
Molecular function (GO): protein-folding chaperone binding
Source: RefSeq, a predicted model, not a curated record